This is a messenger RNA of Aricia agestis (brown argus), 4446 nucleotides long. RefSeq names its product bromodomain-containing protein DDB_G0280777. The record is from RefSeq and is a predicted model, not a curated record. Gene Ontology annotation, cellular component: extrinsic component of mitochondrial inner membrane. The coding region runs from base 266 to 4393 and encodes 1375 amino acids. NCBI's taxonomy places the organism in Eukaryota, Metazoa, Arthropoda, Insecta, Lepidoptera, Lycaenidae. The transcript is spliced from 7 exons.
AUAGCACAUGGUUUGGUGAAAAUUUUAGGAUAGAUAUCUAUUUUUGACUGUAAGCUUUAGACAUUAAAGCUCAAAAUUGAUCAUCACGUUUUAAGUGUGACAUUAUAUGUUACAGUCGGAGAAAAUUACAAGACAAGAAUAACGUCGAGUGACACACAAUUCGAUCAGAUGUACGUAGGAUUUGAGUGAAUACAGACGUGUUAAAAUUAAUCGAGUGUGUAGUGUUAAGUCAAUGACUUUCUAAUUUGUUCAUGAACAAGCAAACAUGAACACCAAAAAGAAAAAUAAGAAUCGACCAAAGCCACCCAAAAUAGCCCCAAAACUCGAUUCCACAGAAUGCGACAAGCCGGAAAGCGUGGAUAGUGUAGUAAAUGUAAGCAAUAUUGAAAGUGAAAAGAAAAGCCAAAUUGAAGAAAUAUCGCCUGUUAUUUUGCCAAUCGAGGAAAAGGCUGCUUCUGAAAAAAAUGUUUCUGAUGAAGUUCCUAAGAAACCAGAAAGAAUGAAAGGUAAAAAACAACAAGAAUCAAUUAAUGAAGACAAUAAAACUAAUAUUUUAGAAGAAGAUCAAAAGAUCACCAUCUUGGAAGAAAACGUUCAUAUAACGCCAAAAUCACGUAAAAAGAAGAAUAAAGAUAAAAAGCAAUCUAGUACAGAAGAAGUAAUUAAGACAGAAGUGGACGAUAGAAUUGGUAAAACAAUUGUGGAAGAUAUUAAACAAGACAAAGAAAAAAUAAAAGAUACACUCGAAACUUCUAUAAACGUUUCUCAAGAAGAACAAGAUAAUAAAAUGAGUAAGAAAAAGAAGAAAAAACGUAAUCGUCAUGAUUCUCAAAAGUCUGAUGUUGAUGAAAGCGCAACUUAUAAUCUUGCAUUUAAAAACCUUUUGGAAGCAACGGAUAAUGUUACUGAAGCUAAUACUCCAUCAGACUCUACUAAGAACAUCGAAAUAAGUUUAGAUAGUGAUGAAAAAAACUCAUUAAAACCUUUGACAAAACCAAACAUAAAUACUAACUUGAGUGAUCAAGAAGAACAGAAUACUAUUAAAAAUAAAAAGAAGGGUAAAAAACAAAAACAGCACCAUGAAAAGACAGAUGAAGUUAAUACAAGAAGCGAAAUAUUAACAAUUGAUAAACAAGUAGUGUCAUCUGCAGAUGUAACUGAACCGUCUUUAAGCGAUUCUGUGAUUAAAGCCAAAAUUGCAAAACCUGUUGACCGAAAGCACAAUGUUAAAAGUCCAAAACAAAAUAAGUCUACCGAUAACCAAAACACUGAAGAAAAUGUUUCCAAAACUGAAUCCGAAAAGAUAUUUCAGUCUAAAGAAACUUCUGAAUUAGCUACAGCGGAAAUUGGAAAAUCUUGCGAAUUUAAAAACCUCAGUGAAUCUUCUGUAACAGAUAAUAUUAAAGUUGAUGCAGUAAUAUCUGAUUCAAAAGAGUGCAAAACUCCAGUUACAGCUGCUCCUGAAAUUAAAACAUUGGGCGAAGAACAAAGUUGUGUAACUGCGGAUGAUAGCUGUGAAGAUAUAUUUAUGGAAGUAAAACCGUCAAAGAAAAAAAAGAGACCCAAAAAUUUGCCACAAGCUGAGCAAGCUGAAAUAGGACUAGGUCUUGAGGCAAAUGCAACAGCAGUCAAAGAAAAUGCAGAUGAAACUAAGAAGCUAGAAGUUGAAACACCGGUAAGAUCAGAUUUGCAAGCAGAGGUUACAAAAAGUGAUAUGUCACCCAACAUAGCCGACGAAUCAAAUAUUGCUUCUGUACCAGACAUAAUUCAAUAUCCUAGAUCUUCAAGUCAGCAAUUACUAAGCGACAAUAGUGUCAGUAUGGUUAUUCAAGAAAUACCAGCUACAGAAGAAAUAAAAUUAGGAAUACCAAUUUGUACAUCAGCCCCUAUAAUUCAAGGAUCCGGAGAAACACCAGAAGCUAAAUUGGAAAAGGAUCCUAUGCAUAUCAAACUGACUGAAAUAGAUUCUAAAUUAAAUAAAUGUAUCGAAGAAAAGACUGACAUAAAGUCUAAAAUGAUGGAAGUUAAUAAGGAUAUGGAAGAAUUACGAUUGUCAAUUGAAAGAUCUUUAGCAGAAUUAACAGCUCUAGAUAAAGGUGAUAAGGAAUUUGAAAAGACAUUUCAAGAUAGUAAAACAACUGUCGAUAGCAACAAAGCCAUUAACGAACCCAACGAAACCAAACCCAGUAUUUCUUUUCCUAUGCCUUCAUCUUUUGUAGAAAAAUCAGUGUCGUCUAAUGAUAACAAAACAAUGGAUGAUCCAAAAAAUAUACACGUUUGUAUUUCACCAGAAAAGGAAAUUGUGAGUAUUAAAAAAGAAACACACGAUCAAACAGCAAGUGAAAAUUUAGAAAAGCAAAUCGAACCACCUAUAUGUCCCAGUAGAAAAGAUAACAAAGGAAAGAGCAAAUCAAAAAGGAAAAAUAAACAAGAAAUUUCAGCUAGUGUCACUACUAAUACUUCUAACACUGAAGUCAAACCUAGCACAAGCGUUGCCAAAAAUAUGAAUGAAACUAGUCAGGAACAAAAAAGUGAUAAGACCGAUAACACACAAAACAAAUCUCAGGAAAAAGGUAAACAACAAACUUUAAAUGACGAAAAUAAUGCUAAUGCUCACGAUGACAUAUUACCGGUAACUCUAGCUACAGAUUUUGAACCUAUAGAAAAAUUUGAAGACGCUUUAACGUCGAGUGUCGAUGACGUGAAUACAACUUUUGAAAUGAUUGCAAAUGAAAUCAUGAAUACCGAGGUAACCCAUCAAAAUUUUGAAAACCCUCAAAUAAAUAUCAUCGCACCGACAGAAGAAGAAAGUACGGACAAAAAUACAAAUGAUAAACAAAUUACGCCGCCAAAAAACUUGUUAGGCCACCCCGACAUUCCUGUACCAUCGAAUAAAACUGACUACAAAAAAGAAAAAAAUAAAUUACCCAACAAUCAACAAGCCAAAGUUAAAGUUAAGGAUUCUGUUGAUAUACAAAAGAAAGAAAAAGUUUCGAAAAAGUCGCAAACAGGCCGUACUAAUGAUACGAAGAACUUUAAUGGAUCCGAAUCUUUUUCAUACAUGACAAAUGGAAACAAUGAAUUCGUUUAUAAAUACAGUUUUCGGAAAGUGUUUCUUCAGAGCUAUUGCCAUGUAUGCAAAAAACAACUUAAUCAAAGAUUUCCAUGUAAAUUUUGUUCUUUAAUUUUCUACUGCUCUCAAAAGCAUGUUGACGAAGACUGGCCACGUCAUCAACCACUUUGUUUUGCUGUGUCUACUAUUUCACAUCUCAAAGAUCAGAAACACAUAUAUGCUGAUGCAAAAGGAAUAACAGGCCAAGAUUAUAGAGUUCUUAGAAUGCAGAUGAUUGUUUCUUGCGAAAAAAUAUUAAAAAGAAAACUGGUGCCUUGGGAACAGGAAGCUCUUCUUUACCCCAGAAUUUGUGCCGAUAGCAACUGUAGGGAAUGGAGGCAAUCAAAAUUAAAUGAUUGUAAAGGGUGUGAACAGAUUUCAUACUGUAGUGAUAAAGAAGCACAUUUACCUACUGAACAUUUGCGUUGGUGUAAAUCCUACGCUUUAUACAAAAAACUCGUUAAUUAUCAACAAACCAAAGGAAGACUAGAACCGCCAAUGCCUACUAAGAUUUUAGAGAAUUAUGAAAUUCCCGAAAAAAUAAACGAUGUACUAGCUUCUAUGUAUGAAGAGAAAAUUGAUAUGAACGACAUUCAAUAUGCAGCUCUAACUCAGCUAGCUACUGCUCCGCUCACUGUCGCUUACUGCUACCAAAUAUUUUCAAAUAACAACUCUGCUACAAAUAAAUAUCUGAAAAAAACAUCCUUUACUGUUCACGUGGUUGGGGCAGAAUUGCAAUUCGAGGCUGAUGGCUUAAACAAGUGGGAGGUUUUCCUUCUCCACCUGCGACCAGAUAUUAAAGAUUUGAGGAUAGUACUUGUAAAUCAAGAUCUCAAUCCCUCUAAACUGCCUCUCGACCUGCUUGGGAAAGUGCAGUUAUGUGAGAACUGUAAAACUAAUAAGCGACGAGUUAUUUUCAGUUUUCAAGAUAAGCUGAGCUACAAUGCUUACUAUUCUAGCGAUGAUUUUAUCACGCCAGACAUAGUCUGCGCGUUCAACCCCAGCAUUGAGAGGUCAUCCAUAUACAACGGCAAAGAUUCCUGGCCGUCAACCACUCAGUGUAUUUUGAAGCAGAAAGUACCAUUUAUCAUAACUUCCUACACUUUAGAAGAGCUAAAACGUGAUUUAGAAAGAGUUGAACAAUUUGGCGAUAUUAAAUCAAUCUUGGAACCGAAACCCAACCCGUUUGCAAGUGUGAGACCCGAUAGAAACUUUAUCACUGAUCACGAAAUCCCCUUGCUGUUCAAGAAUUAUUGUCUAAGUAUGGUGUGCGCUGCUUAAUGUUUUUGAUUUAACUUGUUAAGUUUUGUUAUUGAAUAAAUUGGUACCCUUGA